UGACGUUGUGCCAACCGCAAUGAGCGAACCGACUGCGCUAAGAAUAACUCGUGCUCAGCGCCUGUCGUCGCAGGCAUAACGAAACCAUGGGAGUUAACGAUACAAUAUUGCCAGAUCACGGCGGAUCAUCGCCCAAGCGAGCGCUGAAUUAAAUGGGACAAUCAGCACGCCUGAGGUCAACGCACUACGUAUACUUCAGGGCCCUGCAGGCGGGGACGCCGACAAACCAGGGCCCUGUUACAGCUGCACGCGUACCAGACGCCGAAGAUCACUCGGCAUGAGCGGAAUGGCGCAGAGUAAGGGAAAACCCCGUCUCGCUACUGCCGUGAUCGGCCCGAAAACAGCCAACGUACCGUGCGUCGACAAGCGCGUCGGGCAACCGAAGAAAUGCACGAUCUUUGUCGGAGUCCGGAAGCACGGUGGCCGACGUCUUUGUCGGCCACAGUGGUGGUACCCUGGAGCGGAAGGGGGUGCCCGGGAGGGGGAGAGACACAGGAGGACACGGGGAAACGAGGCGGAGGAGGCGGCGGAGAAGUCUCGUUUCGAAAAGGAGCUGCUCUCGACGAUUGAAGAUGAAACGCUCUACAUGUGAAGAUUAAACGCUCUACACGUGCGCCGUCGGCGUCCACUCCGGAACUUUGGAUCGUACAAACUCCGAAGGUCUCAGGCCGCAGUCCCACUUUGAAAGCCGCCCUUAAAGCGUGCAGCUGCUGGCCUAUAUACACACUGGCGCAGAUGCACCUAUACAACGAACAUAAAGAAAAACAUAUGGUGAAUAAGAGGAUGAAGGGGAGAGAGGGAGAGAGGGAGAGAGAUGGGUGCGGAGCGCGAGCCUGACAAAAAACAACAAACCGCAUCAGGUGGAAGGGGGAGAAUCGUGCUGCCUGCGCGGGCCGCGUCAGAUGCGGAUCGGGGACCUGGGGCUGUUGCACGAGGAGGGCGGCGACAUGCGCCGCAUUGAGACGGCCGCGCUCUCCAGGAUGUCCAGCUGGCGCGUCAGCUGGCGCGACAUGGCCUUUUCCUAUCCUGGCGUUUGCUGGACUCGUCCUGGUGCUUCUUCAAGAUGUCCAGCACGCUCACGACGUCGAUGUUGCGGGCGGGGCCCUUCAGGCGCGCGAUGCCCUGGAUGAACGCCUCGACGAGGACCUCAGAGUUCCCGUCCGCGAUCAGCUCAAAGAGCAUGUCGGUGUCAGCGCAGCGGAGUUCCAUGGCUUCGAGCCAGGUGCGGAUCGCAGGCUUCGCGAGCACGUACGCCAGCUCGUCCUUCGUGAGCAUGCCGUUCCCGUCCUGGUCAGCCAUUGUGAACAGGCGCGUGAUGGCAUCGGUAUGCUGGCUGGACUGCCUCAUCCUUGUCCUCACCAUGAUGAACUCGUCGUUCGCCGCGACGCUGAAAAUCUCCUGCAUGAAGGCACCAUUUAUCCGCCGACCCCCCCUGGGUGUCUCAAGGCGUUUGGGAUUCCUCCACCUCCUACACAGCAGAG
Prorocentrum cordatum is the source of this 1481-nucleotide messenger RNA. The record is from the annotation of a GenBank genome assembly. Lineage: Eukaryota; Dinophyceae; Prorocentrales; Prorocentraceae.